AUGCUCUCCACCGCCGACCCGCGCGAGCUUUUCAUGCAACGAAGCGAGCUUGGUAGCCAACAGCAGCAGCAGGGAAGACAACAGCAACAGCAGCAGCAACAGCAGCAGCAACAGCAGCAGCAACAGCAGCAGCAACAGCAGCAACAGCAACAGCAGCAGCAGCAAGACCACAUGUUAGCUAUGAGUGCGGGAGCAGCAACAUUACGGGGGCAUGAAUAUGUUACGAGGCAGCUGCUACAGCCGCAGGCGCCGCUGCAGCAGCAACACCUGCUGCAGCAGCAGCAGCAGCAGCAACUCGAUGAAACCCAGCUAAAGGAGAGACAGAAGCAGCAGCAGCGUAGACAGAAGCUGCAGCAGCAGCAGCAGCAGCAGCGUGCGCUUACUGAGCUGCGGCGCCGCAUCGUCGCAGGCAAGCGUCACCGCUGGCUGCUGCCACAGGAACCACCACCCAGCAGCAGCAGCAGCAGCAGCAGCAGCAGCAGCAGCAGCAGCAGCAAGCCUGCGCAGCUGCUGAAGCUGUGUGACUGGGGUGAGGCUGCCUUUUACUAUUGGGUUAAUGCACAGGGGGGGGCCCCCCCGGGGGCCCCCCCCCUGGAUUUCCCUCCCCGCACGCCGAUAGCUUCGCUGCUGAGGAGCAGCAAAGCUUCUGUUGCAGCAGCAGCAGCAGCAAGAGAAGCAGCAGCAGCAGCAGCUGCUGCUGCUGCAGAGGGCCGCGCCCCCCCACCCGGGGCCCCUCCAACUUGUGAGUUCCCCUCCGCGCUGGUGUAUCGUGCGCUGCAGCAAACAGCAGCAGCAACAGCAGCAACAGCAGCAGCAGCAGCAGCAGAAGCGGAAACGUCUGCAGACGCAGCAGCAGCAUGCAGCAGAAGCAGCAGCAGCAGCAGCAGCAGCAGGAAUGUUGCGCGUGAGUUGCUGCAGUUCCUGCCGCGCUGCUACCGGGUGUACUGGGAGCACGAGUGGGAGCCCCUGGACAUGGACCCAAGCAGCAGCAGCAGCAGCAGCAGCAGCAGCAGCGGCAGCAGCAGCAGCAGCAGCAGCAAGGCUGAGGAUAUUGACACAACGAGCAGCAGCGUUUGCAGCAGCAGCAGCAGCAGCAGCAGCAGUAGCAGCAGUAGCAGCAGCGGCAGCAGUUCUCUGCCGUGUGCGUCAUCUGCUUCCUGUCCUUCUCCCACCGCAACAACUACCACCAGCAGCAGCAGCAGCAGCAGCAGCAGCAGCAGCAGCAGCAGCAGCAGCAGUUUGUUUCGCUGUGCUGUUCAGCUGCUAGACCUCGUUUGGGACUCAUGGCUUUGCGGUCUGCGGAGUCGCGGCGCCCUGUGGGACGAGACCGAGGCAAGCAGCAGCAGCAGCAGCAGCAGCAGCAGCAGCAGCAGCAGCAGCAGCUCCUGCAGCAGCAGCAGCAGCAGCAGCAACUCCUGCAGCAGCAGUAGCUCCUGCAGCAACAGUAGCUCCUGCUGCAGCAGCAGCACAGCAGCAGCAGCAGCAGCAACAGCAGCAGCUCCUGCAGCAGCAGCAGCAGAUCCUGCAGCAGCAGUAGCUCCUGCAGCAGCAGCAGCAGCAGCAGCAGCUCCUGCAGCAGUAGCAGCUCCUGCUGCAGUAUCAGCAGCACCUGCUGCAGCAGCAGCAGCACCUCCAUCAACAGAACCAGCAGCUGUAUCAUCAUCUUUUGCUGCUUCUGUUGCUGCUGCUGCAGUACCAGCUGCUGCUGCUGCUCCUGCUGCAGCUUCGAGCAGCAGCGGAGAAGCCAGCGCAGCAGAACACGAGACCUCAGCAGCACCAGCACCUGCAGCAGCAGCAGCACCGCCACCACCACCAGCAGCAGCAGCACCAGCAGCAGCAGCACCAGCAGCAGCACCAGCACCAGCACCAGCAGCAGCAGCAGCAGCAGCAGCAGCAGCAGCCGAGACGAGAGCUAUAUUCCCGCCGCCUAGAUCCCUAACCCUUGCUCCUGCUGCAGCGCAUGCACUGAAGACAGACAAAGCCUUUCGGUGUUUAUUUUCUGAUUUCUUUGGGGUCAACGGCAGCAGCAGGUUGACGCUGCGGCUGCUGCAGCGGUGCAUGCAGCUGCUGCUGCCUAUUGUCUCUUUCUUUGAGUCGCAGUCUCUUCUGGCUUUUCAUGGCUCCUCGCUGCUGCUCGUAUACGAUGCUGACCCUCCCCCUCCUGCAGCCAAGUGCAGCCGCUGCAGCAGCAGCAGCAGCAGCAGCUGCAGCAGCAGCAGCAGCAGCAGCAGCAGCAGAAGUAGCAAGACACGCGAGAACAGCGGAGGCUCCCGCUGCAGCAGCAAUGUCAACCGAAGCCCCAACAGCAGCAGCAUGAUGAGGAGCAGCAGCAGCACAAGCGCAACAAGCACCAGCACCAGCACCAGCAGCAGCAGCAGCAGCAGCAGCAGCAGGGGAGGGGAGUGGUGUUGCGAGGAGAGUGCUGAGGAUGCAGUGGUUUAUUCUUUGUCUCUUUAUAUGGUUGAUUUUGCUCACGUAUCUCUGCUGUCUGUACACCCCAGAGACGAAGGCUACUUGUUUGGGCUCACCAACCUGCAGCGGCUGCUGCAGGCGCUCAUUCAGCAGCUGCAGCAGCAAACGCAAUAA
Messenger RNA from Eimeria mitis, 2586 nucleotides. RefSeq names its product histone deacetylase, putative. Gene Ontology annotation, biological process: inositol phosphate biosynthetic process. The record is from RefSeq and is a predicted model, not a curated record. The transcript is spliced from 3 exons. The coding region runs from base 1 to 2586 and encodes 861 amino acids. Lineage: Eukaryota; Apicomplexa; Conoidasida; Eucoccidiorida; Eimeriidae. Gene Ontology annotation, cellular component: cytoplasm; nucleus. Gene Ontology annotation, molecular function: inositol tetrakisphosphate kinase activity; inositol-1,4,5-trisphosphate 3-kinase activity.